AUGACCACAGUAAUCGACUCCCCCAUCUUCACCAACACCUUCUCCACCCCGGCCGUUCGAGCAAUCUGGUCCGACGCCCAACGGACAACAUACUACCUGCACUUCGAAGCCGCCCUCGCAAAAUCACAGGCCCAACUCGGCAUCAUCCCCCAAAACGCCGCAGACGAAAUCAUCAAACACUGCAAACCAGAGUUCCUAGACUUCGACCUCCUCCGCCAGCAAACAGAGUUGAUCGGCUACCCGGUCUUACCGGUAGUCCAGCAGCUCGUUGCUAAGGUUAAUGAAGUAGAGCCCGGGUUGGGAGAAUGGACGCACUGGGGCGCCACAACCCAAGACGUCACGGACACCGCUACGGUCCUGCAGCUCCGCGACACCAUCGCACUCGUCGAAGCCUCCCUCGAAAGCAUCACGGCCGCGCUAACAACCCUAUGCGAAAAGUACAAAACCACCCCCAUGCCCGCGCGCUCCAACCUCCAGCAAGCCGUCCCCGUCUCCUUCGGCUUCAAAAUGGCCCGACUCCUCGCGACCUUCCGCCGGCACGCCCAACGCCUUCGCGAGCUGAAACCGCGUCUCCUCGUGCUGCAAUUCAGCGGCGCAGCCGGGACCCUCGCCACCAUCUCCCCCUCCUCAUCCUACAACGUUCCACUCCCCUCUCCCGACCCCGACUCCGACCCCGAACCCCUCGGUCUCCGCUGCCAACGCCUCCUCGCCUCCCACCUAAAGCUAGGCAUCCCGGAGAUAGCCUGGCACACCGAACGCGACACCCUCGCCGAGUUCUCCUCCUUUCUUGCACUCCUAACCGCAACCUGCGCGAAAUUCGCCACCGAUCUCAAACUCCUCUCCCAGUCCGAGGUUAAUGAAGCGAGGGAGCCGUACGUCCCGCACAGAGGAAGUAGUUCCACGAUGCCGCAGAAGCGCAACCCGAUCGGUUCGGCGUACGUGUGCGCGAUGGCGAGUUCGGUCCGGCAGCUGGCGGGGGGGAUGGUGGAGGCGGUGGUCGCGGAUCAUGAGCGGAGUACUGGGGCGUGGGAGGUGGAGUGGAUUAAUUUGCCGCAGAUUUGUGCGCUGGCGGUGGGGUGUCUGGAGCAGACGCGAUGUCUUCUCGAAGGGGUAGAGGUGGAUGAGGAGGCUAUGCAACGGAAUUUAGCAUUGUCGAAGGGAGCAGUGGUGAGCGAGGCGGUGAUGAUGGGGUUGGGCAAGACGAUGGGGCGGCAGAGGGCGCAUGAUGUGGUGUAUGGGCUGUGUAGGCGGGCGCAACUGGAGGAUAAAUCGUUGCUUGAGUUGUUGUGUGCUGAUGAGGAGAUCAAGGAGGCUGGGUUGAGCGAUGAGGAGUUGGGAAGGCUUUGUGAUCCGGGGAAUUAUCUUGGGCUGAGUGAGGUGAUGGUUGAGCGGGUGUUGAAAGGAGCAUAG
Molecule: messenger RNA, 1410 nt
Organism: Saxophila tyrrhenica
Lineage: Eukaryota; Fungi; Ascomycota; Dothideomycetes; Mycosphaerellales; Extremaceae
Exons: 1
Coding region: 1-1410 (469 amino acids)
Molecular function (GO): catalytic activity
Source: RefSeq, a predicted model, not a curated record